Messenger RNA from Hirsutella rhossiliensis, 1842 nucleotides. RefSeq names its product AAA ATPase domain-containing protein. The transcript is spliced from 2 exons. Bases 1 to 1842 code for a protein of 613 amino acids. Gene Ontology annotation, biological process: cell division; DNA replication initiation; mitotic DNA replication checkpoint signaling. The record is from RefSeq and is a predicted model, not a curated record. NCBI's taxonomy places the organism in Eukaryota, Fungi, Ascomycota, Sordariomycetes, Hypocreales, Ophiocordycipitaceae. Gene Ontology annotation, molecular function: DNA replication origin binding. Gene Ontology annotation, cellular component: nucleus.
AUGGCUCGCUGCGCACUGGGCAAGAGAGCCCGCGCCUCGCCAGCAGACCUUGCUGACUCCGCGGCAGUCACUGUCGAGACUCCACGCAAGAGGACGCGCCGCGGCGAGGCCUUCUCGGUACACGUCGGCGACGAGGAGAAUCAGGACCCUUGCGAAGCGGGCGACCAUGAGGUCGUCAUCGAGCUCGAUGCCGUCGCCGAGCAGACGCAGCACAAGACGCGGCACUCCCAAUCCCAGACAUGGGCAAAGAGACAGCCAGUCACUCCGUCCACGCCUCGCCACCGCGAUGCCCUGUCAGGGUAUCCCACAACACCCCGGCAUGCCGUCAUGUCGGCCGGCAAGCUCUUCAAGCGCCUGACACCCCAGUCUCCCCUCUCGCCCUCGGCCGUCCAGACCGUCUACCACUCGGCGCGCCAGCUCUUUGCCCGAGGAGCCGAGCCCGGUCAGCUUAUCGGCCGCGAGACGGAGCGAGAGCAGCUCGCCCACUUCCUCAGCCGCUGCUCCUCCCCGUCCCCCGGCGGCUGCCUCUACGUCAGCGGGGCGCCCGGCACCGGCAAGAGCGCCAUGAUUACCGAGAUGGCUCGCGACUUUUCCCAACGCGCCGACGGCGUCCGCAGCGCCUACAUCAACUGCAUGAGCAUCAAGUCGUCCAAGGACCUGUACACGACGCUGCUCUCGGAGCUGGGACUGGAUGGUGACGUGACGGAGGCCAACGCCAUCUCGAUGCUGCAGCAGGCCUUUUGCGCAAAAUCCAAGUCGUCGACGGUCUAUCAGGUGACAUUGGAUGAGAUUGAUCACAUCCUGACUCUGGGUCUCGAAAGUCUGUACCGCGUCUUCGAGUGGUCCCUGUCACCAUCUUCGCGCCUCGCCUUGAUCGGCAUCGCCAACGCCUUGGAUCUCACCGACCGGUUCCUGCCUCGGCUCAAGUCAAAGAACCUGAAGCCAGAGCUUCUUGCCUUCCUCCCGUACACGGCGGCCCAAGUCAAAAACAUCAUCAUCACACGCCUCAAGUCGCUCAUGCCCCCAGGCAAGGAGGGCUAUGUCCCGUUCAUUCACCCUGCCGCCAUUGAGCUCUGCUCGCGCAAGGUGUCGAGCCAAACCGGCGACCUGCGCAAGGCAUUCGAGAUUUGCCGGCGCGCCCUCGAUCUGGUCGAGGCAGAGACGAGGUCGAAGCACGAGGAGGAAGCAAGGGAGCGGAUGCUGCAGAUGACGCCAUCCAAAAAGCCGUUGGGGGAGAACAUCAAUAGAGCUGCCCCGGGUCCUGGAUCGUCGACGAGCAUCCUGCACGCCAUGACGGCGUCGCUCAAGGCCCUGACGGCCGAGACGGCUCCGCGAGCAUCGAUUGGGCAUCUGAACAAGAUUACGGCUGCCGCUUUCAGCAACGGCACUACGCAGCGCCUCGGAACCCUGAACCUACAACAAAAGGCAGCUCUGUGCGCUCUGGUGGCAUUCGAAAACCGAGCGCGGAGCACAGCGAGAUCGGCGAGCACACCCUCGACACCCUCCAAGUCGCAGACGCUCGCGCCAACCAUCAAGCUGCUCUUCGAUGCGUACUGUCAGCUCUGCACCCGAGACUCGGUACUGCACCCGUUAUCAGGCUCCGAGUUUCGCGAGGUGGUGGGCAGCCUGGAGACGCUGGGGCUGGUGAACACGGUGGAGGGCAAAAACGGCAGCUUCGUGGCGGCACAGACGCCAAGCAAACGCGGCCGCAAGGGGGCGGUGGGCAGUGGCGAUGAGAGGCGCAUUGCCAGCUCGGUGGGCGACAAGGACAUGGGGUCGCUGGCCGAGGGCGUCGGAGCGGGCAUCCUGAGGAGCAUCUUAAUGGGCGAGGCGUUGGACUAA